This is a messenger RNA of Acanthosepion pharaonis, 1338 nucleotides long. Lineage: Eukaryota; Metazoa; Mollusca; Cephalopoda; Sepiida; Sepiidae. The record is from the annotation of a GenBank genome assembly.
AUGUAUAAUUAUUUUCUUUUCUUUUCUUUCCAGAGAACGACUCGAGACAUUGAGUGUGACGUGUGGAUAGGAAAAAAACUAGACAAAGAACAAAAAGCAAACUAUACAACCGAAUGGUAUUUCGCAAGACCUAAAGUGGUUGGUGGAGAGACUGUCACCAGCAGCACGUUGGUUCAAUAUGCUGAGUACAGGAACGAUGAGUUAAUGCCGGCAUUUUAUUUCAAUAUAUUCGACUUCACGCAGGAUGAGCCCGACAUUUUGCAAUUUGAUGUAAAACGGUGCUACACUAACGUACAAAGAAAAAAAUUCGAUCUUUACUUCGACAGCAAGUAUCAUUCCUCAGUUAUUUUUCUACUUAAUAUUGUUGUAAUUCUUUUCUUCUUCUUCUUCUUCUUCUUCUUCUUUCUUCUUCUUCUUUUCUUUUUCUUUUUCUUCUUCUUCUUUCUAUUAUAUGUACUCAUGUCGUUUAAUAAAUUCAAACUUUAUCUCGUCACGUCCGUCUCACUUGCUUUGGGAAUCUCUCCACUUCGAGUUCAAAACAUUGAGGUAGAUCCUACAGGUGGUUAUGGUGUAGUUGCUUCUUUUGAGAUUAUGGACGCUGCCCCGAAGAUUGGUGACGUGGAACAUCCGAUUAAAGAGAAAGAUCUCAAGUCAGCUGCGAACAAGUUGCAUCAGUUGCUGAGGGACAAAAAACUGGAAGUUUACUUACAAAGUUAUAAAUCGAUAAUCACAGUCAGGCCGGUAGAAUUUACAGAAACCCUUUCAAAUUCAAUAAUUCCAACCACAUACAGCGGAACUUCCAUCACAUUAAUUACAAAACGAUUUAUCUUUCUGUCGUCUUCUAUUUAUCAUUCAUUUCUAUCUAUCUAUCUAUCUAUCUAUCUAUCUAUCUAUCUAUCUAUAUCUAUAUAUAUAUAUAUAUAUAUAUAUAUAUAUAUAUAUAUAUAUAUAUAUAUCCUUCGUUCUCAUUGGAUUUCUGUCUAUCUAUCUAUCUAUCUAUCUAUCUAUCUAUCUAUCUAUCUAUCUAUCUAUCUCUUUCAUUUCAUUCUCAUUCGGUUUCUAUCUAUCUAUCUAUCUAUCUAUCUAUCUAUCUAUCUAUAUAUAUAUAUAUAUAUAUAUAUAUAUAUAUAUAUAUAUAUAUAUUUCUUCCGUUCGCAUUCGGUUUCUGUCAUCUAUCUAUCUAUCUAUCUAUCUAUCUAUCUAUCUAUCUAUCUAUCUAUCUAUCUAUCUAUCUAUCUCUGUCUUUCUUUCGUUCUCAUUCGAUCUCUCUCUUUACCUAUCAUUUCUUUCUUUUGUCGUCGUCGUCCUGUUUCUAUCUAUCUAUCUAUCUAUCUAUGA